Molecule: messenger RNA, 2554 nt
Organism: Dracunculus medinensis (Guinea worm)
Lineage: Eukaryota; Metazoa; Nematoda; Chromadorea; Rhabditida; Dracunculidae
Source: the annotation of a GenBank genome assembly
AAUUAAGGUAACUGGUGCACGGACUCCGACCUCCGACACCAAACAGGAACCAAGGAAUUGUAAUGGACAAUGUGCUACUUCACUUUCGGCUAAUUCGAACAUGAAUAAGACUGAUCUUGAAUCUUCGACAAAUGCUCAAGCGAGCACUCGAACAGUGCAUUUCUCUGUUGGUAAUGAUUUGACAGAAAAAAAUGUGGAUUCUUUGGAGAAGGAAGGCAACACUAGUUUUAAUGCGAAAAUUGACGCUAGUUCAAUCAGCAUGAACUCUUCUAAUCACUCUAUAAUUCUAUUCUUUUCAUUUAGAUAUAUGCAAACAAUCGAACAUCCGCCAAUCAUUGAUUUUUAUCGAAAUACUUUGGAUGUUGGUGGUGUGAUGAAUUCGCGUCCAUCCAUGAAUCAACUUAUUCACGGUGACCCGUCUAUUGCAGAUAGCGCCAUUGAAGAAUUCAGGACCCAUACAGAUCAAAUUAUUUAUGCCGAAGGUGAACCUUCAUCACCACAGUUAAAGAAAUUUCAACCUCCAGCCGUCGCUCCUCGAACCAAAUUUGGUUGGGUACAAGGUGUUUUUGUAAGAUGCUUAUUGAAUAUUUUCGGCGUGAUGCUUUAUCUUCGCGUUAGUUGGGUUGCUGGUCAAGCAGGAAUCGCCCUCGGUUCGCUGGUUGUAUUUCUUGCUUCAGUGGUUACAUUCAUAACAGCUUUGUCUACUUGUGCAAUUUGUACAAAUGGCGAUGUGAAAGGUGGUGGAGCUUAUUUCUUGAUAAGCAGAUCACUUGGUCCAGAAUUUGGUGGUUCCAUUGGACUCAUAUUUUCUGUUGCAAAUGCUGUUGGUGCUGCAAUGUAUAUCGUCGGUUUUGCUGAAACUGUUCGAGAUGUAAUGCGCGAGUAUGAUUAUAUGAUCAUAGAUAGUGGUAUGAAUGAUGUUCGCAUAAUCGGCCUUGUCACCUGUACGAUUCUUAUGGCGAUUGUUUUUAUCGGAACUCAGUUCGAGAGUAAAAUGCAGAUCGGUCUUUUGAUUAUUCUUUUACUGUCAAUAAUAAAUUAUUUCAUCGGAACUUUCAUUCCUGUGACGAACGAACAAUCCAUUCGCGGCAUUACUGGCUUUAGCUUUACUACAUUGAGCGAAAAUAUGUUACCCGCAUUCCGGGGUGGUGAAAGCUUUUUUUCCGUUUUCGCUGUUUACUUCCCAGCUGCAACUGGUAUAAUGGCGGGUGCUAAUAUCAGUGGUGAUCUUGCAGAUCCUCAGAAAGCUAUUCCCAAGGGGACACUGUUGGCUAUUUUUUUUACUACUAUAAUUUAUAUAAUGAUUGUUUGGAUGACUGGCUCAACUUGCAUACGUGAUGCAGACGGUAUAUUUGCACCUGUAAUUGUAAAUGGGAAUCAUAUAAAACCGGCUUGUGCUGUUAAUUCAACUUGCCCCUAUGGUUUGAUGAAUUAUUUUCAGGUUAUGGAAAUUGAAAGCUUCUGGGGCCCACUGAUAACUGCAGGGAUUUUUGCAGCAACACUUAGUUCCGCUCUAGCCAGUCUUGUCAGCGCUCCGAAAAUUUUUCAGGCAGUAUGCAAAGACAGACUUUUUCCUAAAGUCGAAAUUUUCAGCAAGGGUUAUGGCAAAAAUGAAGAACCACGACGCGCUUAUUUUCUUGGUUUUGCUGUUAGUAUGGUGAUGAUAUUAAUAGGCGAACUAAACGCAAUUGCUCCAAUAAUCUCAAAUUUUUUCUUGGCUUCUUAUGCUCUGGUAAAUUAUGCUUGUUUUGAUGCGUCUUUUGCCGAUUCACCUGGCUUUAGACCCAGUUUCAAAUAUUAUAAUAUGUGGGUGUCAUUAAUCGGUGCCCUUCUUUGUAUUAGCGUUAUGUUUAUUAUUUCGUGGUCUACCGCGCUGUUGACAUUUUUCUUUUUUGCGAUGAUAUUUCUGUAUAUUCUGCAUAGGAAGCCUGACGUCAACUGGGGUUCUUCAACGCAAGCUCACAGUUACAAAAAUGCAUUACUUGCUGUUCAAAAAUUGGCAAAUACCGAAGAACAUGUUAAAAAUUAUAGGCCACAGAUUUUAGUUUUGACAGGAAAUCCUGCAGCUCGUCCUUCUUUGGUUGAUUUCGUUUAUAAUAUAACCAGGGGCUCAAGUCUUAUGAUAUGCGGCUAUGUUAUACCGUAUUCUCCUUGUGGCCCUAUUUUUGGACUUCUUCAAAAAAUGGAUCGUCAAAUGAAUGAAUGGUUUAGGAAACGUCAUGUGAAAUCAUUUUAUGUCUCCGUCGCUAAUCCGAGUUUGCGUGCUGGUGCUCAAAAUUUGCUUCAACUGGCUGGGCUUGGUAAACUAAGGCCUAAUAUUUUGAUCGUUGGCUUCAAAGGAAAUUGGUAUAUGCGAGGAAGAAUUGGCCUUGAUGAAAUCAAUGAUUAUUUUGGUGUCAUCCAAGACGCCUUUGAAAGCAACAUGGGUGUUGCAGUGUUUCGCAAUGUUGGCUCGGGUCUUGAUUAUAGUGAGCUUAUGAAACGACAUAAUGUCGGUGAUACUGCUCGUUUGAAUUUGCCUGAAGUUGGCCACUGUAUGGAACAAAAGAGGUAA